AUGACUGUACCGAACGAGAGUUUUAUCGAGUUAGUCGACGAGUUCGACGACACGUUCGCCCAACUUACUUAUGGAAGUAAAGUACUUUAUAGAGAUCCAUGGUUGAAAAAAGUUUCUUCCGACGUCGUCGACUAUGAGCUGCGAAAUUUGACGAUUAAUAUGGUCUCAAUCGUCAACAAACGAAACAUUCGAUUAUCAAGGCAAUCCUUGGUCAACGUUGAGGAAGGAUUGGGAAUUUAUCAUGACGAUUAUAAAUCAGACAAGAAGAAAACUUUGUCAAGAUUGUCGAUCGUGCCCACUACAAGCCGUUUCUUAUUUCAUUUGCGAGGGAAUCAAUUAAAGAUACCAAAAUAUCAAAACACGUAUCGCCUGGAACCCUUCAGAUCUUUUUGCGUCGAGACGGUCGACAAUAUCGUUUCUACCGUAAUGGAAAAUAAAUUAUCACUCUUCUCGUUCUAUCAGUCGGAUAAUGCCUCCAAGUUAUCUAUGGAGAUUUCCAACGAUGUCUUCAAAGCGAUCAACAAGAGAGAUUACGAUAGAUAUAAAAUAGUGGUACAAGUGACUAUCAUACAACGUAUGGGGCAAAGCGUACAUUCUGCCUUUCAGUGCCUCUGGGAUGUGGAACGUGACAAUUACUCGUACUACGUUUUCGAAAAUUCUCACAUAUACGCGUGGUGCUGCGUGUUCGGUCUUUACUACGAAUGAAAACGAAAUUCCCUGUCUCUCUCUCUCUCUCUCUCUGUGUGUGUGUGUGCGUGUGUGUGUUUGUCUGUGUCUGUUCCUCUAUUCCUCUCUGCGUAUUUCUCCAGCUUCAACCUUAGUGACGACCCGUAGAGACCGUCUGGUGUUACCGAGCAACGUAGAGCAGGUGUCCUUUUAUCCUCUUCUCCGUACGAGCGCGAUCCUAAUACACAUAUUUUCCUGUUAUUACGCGAACAAGAUCGACAAGAGACGCUACGUACUUUCGCUCUUGAAAUUCGUGUUCGUAAAAUCGUUGAGGUCCGAACGUUUAAAAGUUACUCUCGAAAACUAUUUCGUACAUUGCUCUCUUUACUUUGCGAUAUUUCAUAUGACAUUAUUCCUUUAUGUUUGAAAUACAAUGAACCCCCCGUUGAAGUCCCGAUCGAUUAUACCUAUGAAGUAACUAUCUAAUAUUAAUAUUUAUUAGUUUCGUAACUUUCCGUACUAGCUCCAAACGCCGUUGGCGACGUGACCGAGCCAUAUACCUUCCUUUCGGACUCUUCGACGAAUGAUUUAUCGAAAAACUUUUAACUUUGGCUCGUCUUCUCCUCGUCGGAAUAAUAGUCGACGAUUUAAAGUUUUGGAAACACGCCCGAUAUUUUUAUAGAUAUUCAUCGGAGUUAUCGGGACACGACAUGCUAGACCGAAGAAUAAUGGAAACGUGGCUGCUAUGAGGUAGACGAGAAACGAGCUGAUCUUUAUUACGUUGAAAAUGAUAACGAUUCGAUGAAAGCUAUUGAAAAAAAAAAAAAAAAAAAA
Messenger RNA from Vespa mandarinia (Asian giant hornet), 1500 nucleotides. Its product is annotated as dynein light chain Tctex-type 5. The record is from RefSeq and is a predicted model, not a curated record. NCBI's taxonomy places the organism in Eukaryota, Metazoa, Arthropoda, Insecta, Hymenoptera, Vespidae. Gene Ontology annotation, biological process: microtubule-based movement. Gene Ontology annotation, molecular function: dynein intermediate chain binding. Gene Ontology annotation, cellular component: cytoplasmic dynein complex; cytoplasm.